Messenger RNA from Onthophagus taurus, 1145 nucleotides. It is a transcript of the gene qm, whose product is annotated as geranylgeranyl pyrophosphate synthase quemao. The record is from RefSeq and is a predicted model, not a curated record. Gene Ontology annotation, molecular function: prenyltransferase activity. NCBI's taxonomy places the organism in Eukaryota, Metazoa, Arthropoda, Insecta, Coleoptera, Scarabaeidae. Gene Ontology annotation, biological process: isoprenoid biosynthetic process.
AAGUAUUAUAACAUAAAGUAUUCUAACCUCACUUUUCUGAAUUUUCUAGAUUUGUUUACGUAGUUUUAAAACAAAUAAAUCCUUUAAUGUUUAUAUAAUUAACGAAGCCCACUGCGAAUUGUUUCACGGGAUCAUUUGUGUUUUUGGUGGAGUUAACGUUAAAGUGAUUAAAAAAUUAUGGAGCACCAAUUUGCUGAAGUGAAAAUUCCAUACAGUAAAAAUGGAAAUAAAGAUCAUGAUGAGAAGUUGUUGCAACCUUUUAAAUAUAUUUUACAAGUACCUGGAAAGAAUAUUAGAAGUAAAUUAGCAAGGGCUUUUAAUUACUGGUUAAAAAUAGAUGAAGAAAAAUUAAACGAAAUCGAUUCUAUUAUAGAAAUGUUACACAACGCUAGUUUAUUAUUAGAUGAUAUUGAAGAUAACUCAAUUUUACGUAGGGGGAUUCCAGUAGCUCAUUCUAUUUAUGGAAUACCAAGUACUUUAAAUGCUGCUAAUUACGUUAUGAUUAUUGCUUUACAAAAAUGUAUCGAUUUGAAUCACCCUGAAGCUACUAAAGUAUACACCGAACAAUUGUUAGAUUUACACAGAGGUCAAGGGAUGGAAAUUUAUUGGAGGGAUCAUUUUAUUUGCCCCACAGAGGAAGAUUAUUGCGAAAUGACAAAAAAAAAAACUGGAGGUUUAUUUAUGUUGGCUAUCCGCCUUAUGCAACUAUUCAGCGAGAAUAAGCAAGAUUUUUCAAAACUAACGGAAAUUUUGGGGCUUUAUUUCCAAAUGCGAGAUGAUUUUCUCAAUUUGUACUCAAAAGAAUUUCAACAACACAAAAGCUUUUGUGAAGAUCUCACCGAGGGGAAAUUUAGUUUUCCAUUAAUACACGCAAUUAGAAGUAAUCCAGAAGAUACUCAAAUUAUUCAGAUUUUACGUCAAAGAACUAAAGAUGUUGAAGUAAAAUCUUAUUGCGUCUCUUUGCUUGAAAAAUACGGCAGCUUUGCAUAUACCAAAUCUAAAUUAGAAGAAUUACAUGAAGAAGCCGCUAAGGAAGUUGGAAAAUUAGGUGGAAAUCCUUUCAUGGAUGAAGUAUUAAAAGGUGUAUUUAAAAAUAUGUGUUAAAAAUAUUAAUAAUGUAUUGUAAUUAUUUAACUUUAUUAAUU